Molecule: messenger RNA, 3220 nt
Organism: Nylanderia fulva
Lineage: Eukaryota; Metazoa; Arthropoda; Insecta; Hymenoptera; Formicidae
Gene: AP-1-2beta
Product: adaptor protein complex 1/2, beta subunit
Biological process (GO): intracellular protein transport; vesicle-mediated transport
Cellular component (GO): clathrin adaptor complex; membrane coat
Molecular function (GO): clathrin binding
Source: RefSeq, a predicted model, not a curated record
CUUGCAUGCUCCGAUAGCGUGCGCGACCAAGUGUCAUUCGGUGUCAUCGUACGGUGUGUAGUUGCCCAUAGUUAGCAUAAUAUCAGCUUUUUCGGGGUGGGCGGUGUCUCGAUUUUAGUUCUCGCGGCCGUCUGAACGAUUCGAUUGUUUCGAUCGUCCCUUCUUCGCCCUGUCACCAUAAAAUAGACAGACAAGAUGACCGAUUCAAAGUAUUUUACAACUACAAAGAAGGGAGAAAUAUUUGAGCUUAAAUCAGAACUCAAUAAUGAGAAAAAAGAAAAGAAGAAGGAAGCUGUAAAGAAGGUUAUUGCUUCUAUGACAGUUGGAAAAGAUGUGUCCGCGUUGUUUCCUGAUGUGGUGAACUGUAUGCAGACUGACAAUUUGGAGCUGAAAAAACUGGUGUACCUGUACCUGAUGAACUAUGCCAAGAGCCAACCAGACAUGGCCAUCAUGGCUGUCAACACGUUCGUCAAGGAGCUAGCGACAUCUCCGAUGACAAAGGACUGCGAGGACCCAAAUCCGCUGAUUCGCGCGCUAGCAGUUCGUACGAUGGGAUGCAUACGCGUCGACAAGAUAACCGAGUAUCUGUGUGAGCCGCUGCGUAAGUGCCUGAAGGACGAGGAUCCGUAUGUACGCAAGACCGCAGCCGUGUGCGUCGCCAAGCUUUAUGACAUUAACGCUGCCUUGGUCGAGGACCAGGGAUUUCUGGAUCAAUUGAAGGAUCUCCUGUCCGAUAGCAAUCCAAUGGUUGUCGCAAACGCAGUAGCUGCCUUGUCCGAGAUCAACGAGGCCAGUCCGAGCGGUCAACCCUUGGUAGAGAUGAAUGCACAGACCAUAAACAAACUGCUGACGGCGCUAAACGAGUGUACGGAAUGGGGCCAAGUUUUCAUUUUGGAUUCACUGGCGAAUUAUUCGCCCAAGGAUGAUCGCGAGGCGCAAAGCAUCUGCGAAAGGAUCACACCGCGUCUGGCGCAUGCUAAUGCUGCAGUCGUGCUUUCUGCUGUCAAGGUGUUAAUGAAACUGAUGGAGAUGCUGCAAUCCGAAUCGGAUUUUGUCGGCACGCUGACGAAGAAAUUAGCACCGCCUCUCGUCACGUUAUUGAGCUCCGAGCCAGAAGUUCAAUACGUCGCUUUAAGAAAUAUUAAUCUUAUUGUGCAAAAGCGACCAGAUAUUCUAAAACACGAGAUGAAAGUAUUCUUCGUCAAAUACAACGAUCCAAUAUAUGUAAAAUUAGAAAAACUGGAUAUUAUGAUUCGUUUAGCGUCGCAGGCCAACAUCGCGCAAGUUUUGUCGGAGCUGAAAGAAUACGCCACCGAGGUCGACGUGGAUUUUGUAAGAAAAGCUGUCAGGGCUAUCGGUCGCUGUGCCAUAAAAGUCGAACCGUCUGCUGAACGUUGCGUCUCCACAUUGCUAGAUUUGAUACAAACCAAGGUGAACUACGUUGUUCAAGAGGCGAUUGUGGUAAUAAAAGAUAUCUUCCGCAAAUAUCCCAAUAAGUAUGAGAGCAUAAUUUCAACCUUGUGCGAGAAUCUGGAUACACUUGACGAACCCGAGGCGCGUGCUUCUAUGAUUUGGAUCAUCGGAGAGUACGCGGAACGCAUCGAUAACGCGGAUGAAUUGCUAGAGAGUUUUCUGGAAGGAUUCCACGACGAGAACACGCAAGUGCAGCUUCAACUGCUUACAGCAAUCGUAAAAUUAUUCCUCAAGAGACCGACGGAUACGCAAGAGUUGGUUCAGCAAGUACUCAGUCUGGCCACGCAGGAUUCCGACAAUCCCGAUCUUCGUGAUCGCGGUUUCAUUUACUGGCGGCUGCUCAGCACCGAUCCCGCGGCGGCUAAAGAGGUGGUGCUCGCGGAAAAACCUCUGAUCUCGGAAGAGACGGAUCUGUUGGAGCCGACACUGUUGGACGAAUUGAUUUGCCAUAUCUCCAGUUUAGCGUCUGUAUAUCACAAGCCUCCCACGGCAUUCGUGGAAGGUAGAGCCGCGGGUGCCAGAAAGUCCUUGCCCGCUAGAAGCAACUCGAAUGAAGAGUCCGCCCGCACAAAUGCACAGCCUCACGCCCAGGUUAUACCCGCGCAAGAUUCUCUAAUAGGCGAUCUCCUCAGCAUGGAUAUUGGUGGACCAGCAAUUGUCACACCGUCACCCGCGCCACAAUCCGCAGGAAUAGGUCUGGAUCUGCUAGGCGGCGGUUUGGACGGAAUUCUAAGCAAUACUGAUAACACAACCGCAGCGCCGGUCGUUUCCCAGAGUACGACGGGUCUCCUCGGCGAUAUAUUUGGCUUCAACCAAGGCCCCGUGUCUUAUAUACCUCCCAAAGUUAAUUGGCUACCGGCCGAAAAAGGCAAAGGUUUCGAUAUCUGGGGCACAUUCACUAGAAAGAAUGGACAAAUUAGUAUGGAUAUGACUUUCACGAAUAAGGCGAUGCAACCUAUGGGAGGAUUCGCGAUACAGCUCAACAAAAACAGCUUUGGACUAUCGCCGGCGGCUCCGUUGCAAGUACCGGCUCCCUUGAAUCCUGGAGCAAGUAUAGAAGCGAGCGUUAUAUUGUCUACUACAGGUGCAGUGCAACGUAUGGAGCCUUUAAACAAUCUUCAAGUCGCUAUCAAGAACAAUAUCGACGUUUUCUAUUUCGCCUGUAUUGUACCAAUGAAUGUGUAUUUCUCAGAGGAUGGUCAAUUAGAUAAGAGAGUAUUUCUUUCAACUUGGAAAGACAUACCUGCACAAAACGAGGUACAAUAUACGCUGAAUGGAGUAAUGUUGACCGCGGAUCAAGUUGUGCAAAAAAUGCAACAAAACAAUGUCUUCACAAUUGCUAAGAGAAACGUGGAGGGACAGGAUAUGCUUUAUCAAUCUCUUAAGUUGACAAACAAUGUCUGGGUGUUAAACGAAUUAAAGAUUCAGCCAGGCAACCCUGAUGUCACAUUAUCCCUAAAAUCUCGAUCUGUGGAAGUCGCUCCUGGAGUAUUUCAAGCAUACAACGCAAUCUUACAUUCCUAAGUUCUUUUUUUUUUUUUUUAUUAAUUAGGAUAUUGCCAUAAAACGCAAAAUAUAAAAGAUAUAGCACGCAAGCAUGCGCAGCAGCCUAUUUAUAGCUAUCUGUUACAUCCGCGUAUCGUGCAUGAGAUUUGAGUAUCUUGAAAUACCAUAGAAAUCUCUUUCUGUUACAUAUUGUCAAAUUUAUUAUAAAAAUGAUCAUUGACGUGUAUGAAAAUAAAAAUUU